This is a messenger RNA of Racocetra fulgida, 282 nucleotides long. NCBI's taxonomy places the organism in Eukaryota, Fungi, Glomeromycota, Glomeromycetes, Diversisporales, Gigasporaceae. The record is from the annotation of a GenBank genome assembly.
UUAAAACUGGCAAUUGCUGAUAAAAUCAGAAGAAAAUUAGAUGAUAUAAAGAAAACACAUCUGCUCUCAGAAACCACCGCUAAUCCAUUUGCUUACAGAAUGUUUAUGAAGCUUUUACCUGAAAUUAAGAACGGGAAACGUAUUAAUUUUUUGUCUUUAUGGGUAAAGAUAGUAAUGAACGUUGAACAAGAAAGAAUGAGACAGAAAAUCAAACCGUUGGAUAGUGAUAAAAUAGCAUUUUUAAUUUAUGAAGAACUGUUAAAUGUUCCAGAAUAUGUGCAU